Thecamonas trahens ATCC 50062 is the source of this 1887-nucleotide messenger RNA. RefSeq names its product CBF/Mak21 family protein. The record is from RefSeq and is a predicted model, not a curated record. Gene Ontology annotation, biological process: ribosome biogenesis. The transcript has 2 exons. Lineage: Eukaryota; Apusomonadida; Apusomonadidae. Bases 1 to 1887 code for a protein of 628 amino acids. Gene Ontology annotation, cellular component: small-subunit processome; Noc4p-Nop14p complex; nucleolus.
AUGGCGACUGCUGACAGCGUGUACUCGGAGAUCAUCAGCUCGUUGAUGGAAGAGGUCCAGGAUGACUUUGCUGCCCAGGGAGUGGAUGCUAGCUUUGUUGCCCAGAUGGGCAUGGUACGUGUAUUUGCUGGCGAUGACGCCGUGCGCGCCGCGGAGGUGCGGGCGCCGGUGGAUGACGCCGUCGAGGAUGCCGCCGAGGCCGCGACCGGCGGCGAGCGGCCGAGCAAGAAGAAGCGCAAGUCGCUCGAUGGCGCAGCCGCGGCGCGGACAAAGGCUGCGGCGCGGGCGAUGGACACGUACGUCGAGUGGCUCGGCGAUCGGUUCGAGGAGUACCAGGCGCUGCUGGCCGAGCUGGUAGUCAAGGCCAACGCAUGCCUCAAGAUCCCGGCACUGGACAUGCUGUUCAAGCACCUCCGACGCGCGCUCAGGACGCGGCUGCCGUCUCUGUUUGCGCGCACAAGCGUGGCGCACAGCGUCGUCCCGCGGGACCUCCUCGCCCGGGUCAUCAACGCCAUCAUUGGCGCGGUUGGCGCUCCGCCGGUCCUCGCCGAUGCUGACGUCGACGCCUUUGCCUACGCCGCGCUCCUCGGCCCGCGGCUCGCACAGCCGUUUGACGAGUUCCUGCUCGGCUCCGCCGAUGACCUCCGCGCCUUUGUGCUGCAGACGCUAGCCGAGCUCCCGGACGCGCUGCUGGCGUCCGAGCCCGCCGUAGGCUUUGUCAUUGACCGGCUGCAAGCCGUCGCCGGCCUCAUUCCGGCCACCAACGACGACAUGCAGGAGUUCAUCCUCCCGGCCGUGGCGCAUGGCGGCGAGCCGGGUAAGGCUGCUGCCGGCAAGCGCAAGCGCAAGCGGUCGUCAUCGGAAGCCAAGCCGUUGCGCGGCUCGGCUGUCACCGCCAAGGACGUGCGCAAGGCGUACGAGCGGGCCUGGCGCAAAGCGGUCUCGGCGCAGGCUCUCACGCCUGCUCUCUACAAGGCCAUCCUCGAGACGUUCCCAGAGACCAUCCUUGCCAACGUGCUCAAGCCGCUGACCUGGCUCGACUUUCUGGCCCACGCCUACGAGCAGCCCGGCAUCGUCGCCGUCCUCGCCCUCUCGGGCAUGCACGAGCUCAUCACCAAGUACAACCUCGAGUACCCGCAGUUCUACGCCAAGCUCUACUCGCUCCUCACGCCAGCCGUCUUGUAUGCCAAGUACCGCGCCCGCUUCUUCAAGCUGGUGCACAAGUUCAUGCGCUCUACUUACCUCCCGCACUACCUCGUCGCCGCCUUUAUCAAGCGUCUGGCUCGCCUGGCGCUCUCGGCGCCGCCGCAGGGUGCGCUCCUCGCCAUCCAGCUCAUCUUCAACAUGAUGACGAACAACCCGGCGACUGUCGCCCUCGUCCAUCGCCCCGAGUUUGUGGCCCGCGUCGCAGGCUCCGGCCCGCUCGGGCCCGACUCGGCCGGUGCCGACCCGUUCGACGAGUCCGAAAACGAUCCCGCCAAGACCAACGCCCAGGCCUCGUCUCUGUGGGAGCUGCAGGCUCUCGAGCAUCACUACUCGCCCACCGUCGCACGUUCCGCGCGCGUCUUCCGCACCCUCGAAGAAGAGAAAGCCUACAAGGUCCGCAAGCGCAACCACGCCGCGCGCCAAACCGCAGCCCUCGACUCGGCGCUCAACACCUCGUACGCCACUCUCAUCGCUGUUGAGCUCAAGCAUCGCCCGCGCGUCAAGGUCAAGGGCACAAAGAAGAAGGCGCACGUCGCCGUCGCGCUCUCCCACAUCCGCCCGAGAACCCUCUUCUCCGAUCGCGAGCGCUCCGCCGUCUUUGCGCCCUUUGUCCUCGCCGCCCCUGCCUCGCUCGAGCCGAUUGCCGCCGCCGCCGGAAGCGAUGUCGAGCCCGAGCCGUAA